AUGAGCCGCUCGAAAGAAGCAGAUGCUUCGGCUUCCAGCCGGAAGAACCACUCCAGCUACUUAGACGACGAUAACAUUCCCCAGGACGCCCCCGCUGGCGUUCAGAAAAUAGAGGCCACGACGAAGGCCUGGUCUCGGAAAACGCUCAUCACCGCCUACGCCAUGAUGUGGCUCAUUUACUUUGUCAAUAAUACGCAACAGGGCAUGGCGUUUGCACUGACCCCCUAUGUCACGGGGCGCUUCCAGAAGCAUGCUUCCACAGCCACCAUACAUGUUAUGGCUAGUCUGAUCGGUGGCCUGAUGAAGUUGCCGCUCGCCAAGGUGCUCGAUAUCUGGGGUCGUCCUCAUGGCUACGCCUUCUGCGUUGCCCUCUUGACCACUGGCUUGGUCAUGAUGGCGUCUUGCAAGAACCUCGCCAUGUACACCGCCGCACAUGUCUUCUACUCGGUUGGAUAUAGUGGUCUCUCAUAUACCAUGAGCAUCUUCAUUGCAGACACUUCGGCACUCAAGAACCGAGGACUCAUGCUUGCUUUUGCACUUUCACCUAACAUCAUCACGGCCUGGCUCGGCGGUCCAAUUGGGAAAAGCAUCCUCGUCGGCCCUGGAUUGGCUUGGGGAUUUGGCAUAUUUUCCAUCGUCAUCCCUGUCGUCACAAUGCCGCUCUUCGGCAUCUUUGUUUACAGCUACUACCAAGCCAAAAGGCAGGACCUCGUUUUCGAUGUCAUUGGCCUCUUCCUUGUCACUGCCGGUUUCGCCCUCUUCCUGCUGCCGUUCAACCUCUACCAGAGACAACCUGAAUUGUGGAGAUCACCCAAGAUCAUUGCAAUGAUGACUAUCGGUGGCAGUCUCCUCGUGACUUUCGCCCUAUGGGAGAGAUUCUUCGCGCCUGUCAAGUACCUCCCCUGGGGCCUCUUGACCAACCGCACGAUACUUGGCGCCUGCGCCCUCGCCACCGUCAUAUUCAUUAGCCAUAAUCUCCGGGACUCCUAUUACAUUUCUUUCCUACAGGUAGUCGACGACCUCGAUCUCACGACGGCAACUUAUAUCACCAACAUCUAUAGCGUUGGGUCCUGCAUCUGGUGCAUCCCCGUUGGUAUUGCCAUCCGCCUGUCUGGCCGCUUCAGGUGGCUCGCCUGGUACUUUGGCGUACCACUCACUAUACUGGGCGUCGGUCUCAUGAUCCACUUCGAACAGCCAGGCAUCAGCAUUGGAUACAUCGUCAUGUGCCAAAUCAUGAUUGCUUUCGCCGGCGGGACGCUUGCCAUUUGCGAGGAGAUGGCUGUCAUGGCCGUCGUGGAGCAUCAGUACCUUGCGGUGGUCCUGGCCAUUGGGGGAAUGUUUGCCAGUAUCGGCGGGGCCAUUGGCGCCACAGUGGCCGCAGCCAUCUGGCAAGAUAUCUUCCCCAAGAGGCUCAUGAAGUAUCUCCCCGCUGAAACCAAGGGGAACUUCACCGCGAUAUACGGGGCCCUUGAGGUACAAAGAUCUUACCCAGUCGGAUCGGCGACCCGGGAUGCCAUUGUCCGUGCUUACGGCGACACACAGAAAACCAUGCUCAUAGCCUCGACGGCUGUUUUGGCUCUUGCCAUAGCCUGCGUGGGCGUUUGGAAAGACCUUCGCGUGAAGGAUUUCAAGCAGACCAAAGGCAACGUCGUGUAA
Molecule: messenger RNA, 1656 nt
Organism: Colletotrichum destructivum
Lineage: Eukaryota; Fungi; Ascomycota; Sordariomycetes; Glomerellales; Glomerellaceae
Product: Putative major facilitator superfamily, MFS transporter superfamily
Exons: 3
Coding region: 1-1656 (551 amino acids)
Biological process (GO): transmembrane transport
Cellular component (GO): plasma membrane
Molecular function (GO): transmembrane transporter activity
Source: RefSeq, a predicted model, not a curated record